ACAAUGGCAAAGAUUCGUUUGUCGAACGUGCAACGCGCGCGAUCAAAACUAACCAAGCUGCCUAGCUUGGAGAUAUACAAAACUUAAAUCGAAAGCAGCAAUGCGCCAUGCUGUUGUAAUCCGAUUUGCGAGCAGUUUUUGAAGCCAAGGCAGGCGAAUUACAAAAGAGGAAACACAUCCAAAGUGACUGUGAAAGUAAUACAACAACAACAACACCAACAGCAACAACAACAACAACAAUCGAACGAACGAGCAACGAACUGAAGAAAGAUAUUCAAUUACUAGUCUCCGUUGUCUUUUGCAUCCCAUUCAACACAUCACAAUGAGAAUUCAAAUAUUGGCCUUAACACUUUUGCUGGGCCACCUCGGUGUUCAAGCGCUGGAAGCCAAAGCCAAGAGCGAAAGCGAGAGCAGCGACAGCAGCGUUGCCGCCUCCGCUUCCGCCUCCGUCUCUGGAUCGGAGGGAACGAAAGACAAGCGACAGGUGGGCAGCAAGGAGACAUCGCUGUAUCCCAAUCAUAGGAGCAGCGAGGCAGCAGCUCCAUUGGAACGCUCUGAUGAUCCCGAGGAUGGACAGGAGACGAUCUAUGGCACGAAACCGAAUCAAUUCAUCAUACGCCCCAUUGCACCGCAUCAGCAUGCGCAGCAUGAAUCGCAUCAGGAGCCGCAACUGCGCAACUUUGCCGCAGCCAAUUCGCGUCCACAUGCCGCACAAUUGCUGGAGCAAAGUCAGGAGUUGCAACACUAUGUUUAUCUGCAAGAUAUACAGCGGCAUCAGCCCAAGGCUUUGACAGCAGCCAGCAGCAGCAGCCAAGGCAAAGCAGCAGCCGUCAAUCGCGAAGCACAGACAAAGAAAUCGACACCCGUGGCGGAGGAGGAGCAGGAACAGGAGGCCGAGCAACGCUACGCUGUGACCAUUCAGCAACCACAGCCACAGCAGCUUGGACUACGCGGUGGUCCCUAUGCGCCUUAUCAGCUGCCACUGCCAUUGUCUGCGCCACAGCAUCAACAUCAACAUCAGCAACAGUCGCAACCACCUCCAAAUGCACAGCAGCAACCACAAGCAGCGGCUCAGCAACCUUAUCAAAUCAUACCCGAGGAACAGUUUCUGAAGCUGCUCGAAGAGGAGUUGCAAGUGCGCGCCUAUCACGAGCAGCUGCGUCAACAGCAACAGCAGCAGCAACCACAGCAACAGCACCAACCAUCGCCACGCGGACAACCUCAACCUUUGGCCAAACCUAUUGCCAUACACAGCACAGCAGCCACGCACAAAGUUCUGCAACAGGCGGAUCCUUCCUUGGGUCUAGGUGGCUACAGGGAACGCGAACGUUAUGUGGCCGAGCAGCAGCUGGUGCAGCCAACUUACUCCAGAGGUGGACCCAAGUAUUUGCCACACACGCAGCAGCAACCACAGCAACAAGAAGAGGAUGAAGCACCUGCUCUCGCUCCUCAACAUCAGCGUCAACUCAUCGCUGGCUUGCCACCGCAGAUUGCUUAUUAUCAGCCGCAGAUUAGCUACAAGACGUUGCCCAAUCAUCCGCUGGCCAAAUCCUCGCUCGAGAGUGAAAUCGAAAAGCUACUGGCUGCCAAUAAACCUGGACCCGGACAAACCUUGAGCUACGUGGACAGCAGCAAUGAACCGACGCUGGUCAAUCAUCAGCAUCAGCAUGUGACACGUCUGCCACCGUCACCGCCACAGCAUCCAGCAGCACCCACGUCGCAUCCAGCGCUGCGUCAACCCAAAGCCUAUUUGGCCAGCACGCCCAACUCUCUCUUGGAUGCCAACAAUCAACCUUUUGUGCCGUCGCUCUUCAAGUUCAGCAACUUUCAGCAGCCGACGCCGAUUUAUCCCCAACAGCAACCGCAGCAGCAACAAUUGGAGGGUGGCAAGCGACUAGGACCCGUUGUUUAUCCAACGGCACCACCUGCUCAGCCGCAGCCCUCGCAGUACUACUACCAGGAGACGGCACCCACGGUGGCCACCAAGCCAGCCAAACACUAUCGCACCAAGCACUACAAACUGCCCACGCCAAGUUCGACGAAAUCCUACGAGAAGGCUUUGCUCUAUGCUGACUAUGCGGAACGUGCUCAACCACCAGCUCCAGCGCCCACUGCCGCUCACUUCUAUCCCAGUCCACCGGAUCCCAUCAAGCAUCGUCCCGUGGUUGCUCCCACUUCGCUGCCCAUUGAUUAUCCUGCCCAGCCAGCUCCCUCGCAGUCCAGCAUCUAUAUCUCGCAGGGCACAGGCAUUGCCACGCCCUCUCGUGUUACGCCCACUGCGGCUGCAGGGCAUCACAAGCUGCGCACCCUGGACGAGGUCAAGCAAUUGAAUCUCCCCCCACCCAAUGGCAAACCCUUGACCCAAGCCGAGUUCCAAGCCCUCGUCGAAGCGGGUUAUCCCGUCAAAGCGGUCCCUGUUCCCGUGCCCGUGCCCUAUGAGCAGUACGUCAAGGAGCAUCCCGAGUAUCGCAAUCAUCCUCCAGUAGAUUAUGCUCACAUCAUGCGUCUGGCUUCGCGUCAACUGGCCGCCCAUCAGCAUCAACAUCAGCACCAACAUCAGCUGCCGCAUCAACGUUCGCUCGCCUCGCCCUCGGAGCCAUCGGUGAAGAUCAUCUCGUCGCCCACAGCUGCGGAGGCACAACAGACCGCUGUUGGCAUUGGCGGCGGCAGCGUCACCUACUUGCAACGCCGCCCGAGGGACGAGCAAGACACGGCUGUCGCUGGCAGCGAGACGAAGGGAACGGAACCGAAGCCCACGAAAGCGCAAUGAGUUGCAUUCCUUUAGUUAAUCUCACUCUUUGCCCUUUGCCUAGUUAUUGUAUAACAUAAGUAUUGUAAAAAUGUUUCUGUAUGUUCAGCACUUGUCUAACGUUAAAUUAUAAACUAAAUAAAACUAUUA
Molecule: messenger RNA, 2899 nt
Organism: Drosophila albomicans
Lineage: Eukaryota; Metazoa; Arthropoda; Insecta; Diptera; Drosophilidae
Product: mediator of RNA polymerase II transcription subunit 15
Exons: 4
Coding region: 323-2770 (815 amino acids)
Source: RefSeq, a predicted model, not a curated record